AUGGCGGCCCAUACUCAAAACCAGCGGAAGCUCAUAAUUGCCUCAAACCGCCUCCCACUUUCCGUCAAGCCCAAGGACGGCAGUUACGAGGCGACUACAUCGAGCGGAGGCUUGGUGACUGCCUUAAAGGGUUUGAGUUAUUCUGACUACCUGUGGCUAGGCUGGCCAGGGGUCGAAAUCGAUGAACGGGACAGAGGUAGUGUUGAUGAAGCCUUGGCCAAAGAAAAUGCCGCUGCAGUAUACCUGGAGGAGAAUUUGGCUCAGAAUCAUUACAAUAGAUUUUCCAAUGGUGUUCUGUGGCCCACGCUACAUUAUCAGUCGGAAGUUUCCUUUGACAACGAGACGUGGGACUCGUACCAGCGUGUCAAUCAGAUCUUCGCUGAUCGGAUCAGUGAGGAGGCGGCGGAUGGCUUUUCUCUUCACACUCCCUUCCCAGCAGAUGAUUUCUGGAGAGGCCUUCCUGUUCAAAAACAGUUGCUUGAUGGUGUCCUUGGUAGCGACAUCAUCGGCUUCCAUACGGACGAGUACAAGGCGAACUUUGCUGGCGCUUGCGGCUCUCACCUUGGAGCGGAAGUUGAAGGCGGCAAUAUCCACUACAACGGUCGUACUAUUCACUUUGAUAAAUACGUCGUGGGGAUUGACUGUCAGAGAUUCGCUGAUACAAUCGAGGAACCUGAGGUUCAGACUAGAAUCCAAGAGCUCGAGGCGCAAUAUAAGGAUAAAACGAUCAUAAUCGGCGUGGACCGCAUGGACUAUACAAAGGGAUUGCCUGAAAAAAUGGAAGGCUUCCGAGUCUUUCUCGAUGAACACCCCGAAUUGAGCGAAAAGGUUGUGUUAAUUCAGAUCGCCAUUCCGAGUCGUGAAGAUGUCAAGAAGUACCAGGACCUAGAGGCAGAAGUGAGCAAGCUUGUGGGCCAAAUCACUGGCAAGUAUGCUACACCGCAAUCGACACCAUUGCUUUACAUCCACCGCUCAGUCUCCUUUGCGGAGCUUACAGCUCUGUACUCAGUGUCUGAUGUCUGUCUCCUCACUUCACGCCGAGACGGGAUGAACCUUGUUGCUUCCGAGUACGUCGCUUGCCAAGAGGCCCGACACGGCGUAUUGGUACUCUCUGAAUUUACCGGUGCAGCAGCUUUCAUGAAACACGGCAGUCUGUUGUUCAAUCCUUCUAAUGCAGAUGGCCUCUCGAAGGCACUUUACGAUGCUGUUACAAUGGAGAAGAAAGACAGGAAGAAAAUGUAUGAAGAGUUGCGGAGUUUCGUCACCACCAACACCAGUGCGAAAUGGACCGAGGCGUUCCUUGGAGAUUUGAUGAGACUGCGUGAAUAG
This is a messenger RNA of Penicillium arizonense, 1329 nucleotides long. Its product is annotated as trehalose-6-phosphate synthase. Gene Ontology annotation, molecular function: catalytic activity. Gene Ontology annotation, cellular component: cytosol; alpha,alpha-trehalose-phosphate synthase complex (UDP-forming). The record is from RefSeq and is a predicted model, not a curated record. NCBI's taxonomy places the organism in Eukaryota, Fungi, Ascomycota, Eurotiomycetes, Eurotiales, Aspergillaceae. Gene Ontology annotation, biological process: trehalose biosynthetic process; cellular response to heat. The transcript has 6 exons. Bases 1 to 1329 code for a protein of 442 amino acids.